Molecule: messenger RNA, 141 nt
Organism: Fibroporia radiculosa
Lineage: Eukaryota; Fungi; Basidiomycota; Agaricomycetes; Polyporales; Fibroporiaceae
Exons: 2
Coding region: 1-141 (46 amino acids)
Source: RefSeq, a predicted model, not a curated record
AUGUCCCUGGAGCAUAUCAAGAUGCAUCUGAAGGUGGGGGUGAGCUUCCUGUGGAAGAAGUCCUUCUUCCACCUGAAGUCUUCAUUUGAGCCAUUCAGAACCUUGAACCCAUCAACACCAACAUCAGACAAUGCAUCUUGA